Helicoverpa zea (corn earworm) is the source of this 884-nucleotide messenger RNA. Its product is annotated as mitochondrial import inner membrane translocase subunit Tim21. The transcript is spliced from 3 exons. Gene Ontology annotation, cellular component: TIM23 mitochondrial import inner membrane translocase complex. Bases 112 to 786 code for a protein of 224 amino acids. Gene Ontology annotation, biological process: protein import into mitochondrial matrix. Lineage: Eukaryota; Metazoa; Arthropoda; Insecta; Lepidoptera; Noctuidae. The record is from RefSeq and is a predicted model, not a curated record.
AACAAAUGACAUAUCUGAGUCUGACUGAUAGUCAAAAGCAAAAUCUUUUAUAAAUAAAUACGAUAACCUCUAAGGAAUAUUCCGUGCCAAAUAGUGUAGAAUUUAUAAACUAUGACUAUAAUAUCUAAAUUGUUUACAGUUUUACGCACUACUAAUACAGCCGAAUGUGUACCGGCGAUUUUACAAUCAUCGAAGAUUAGAUAUGUUCGGUGUUAUUCAACUCGAAAGGAAAGCGGUUUGGCUAAGAGUCAAGAGAGACAUGAAGUGACUACAGACGUCCGACCUCUAGGGGAGAAGAUAAAGGAGACUACUAAGACUGCGACAUACACCGGGAUAAUUUUGAUGGGAGUUGGUGUCACUGGAGUCAUCUUUUACUAUGUGUUCCGUGAAUUGUUUUCAAGCAACAGCCCAAACAGCAUUUACUCAGAGGCACUAGAAAAGUGUAAAAAUGACCCUCGAGUGGAAGAUGCCUUAGGCCCCCCAAUCAAAGGUUAUGGUGAAGAAACCACCAGAAGGAGGCGCACUCAUGUCAGCCACGCAGUCUAUGAGAAGGAAGGGGUAAAACAUAUGAGAAUGAGGUUUUACAUCAAAGGAAUAAGGAACAAAGGCAUUGUUGAACUUGACAUGAAACAGAAUGAAUAUGGGAAUUAUUUGUGCCGUUACUUGUUGGUGCAGCUAGAUGACUACACAGGCAAGACCUUUAUUAUUGAAGAUAAUAGAGCAGACCUAGACAAGAAAACAGAUAUUGCUUCCAGCACCUUUUCAACACUAACUAUAAACCAGUGAAAACUAUGAACAAAAUUGUAAAUUGUAUAAAAAUGUAGGUAUUUAAGUAGUAAUUAAUUGUUAAAUGUUGAAUUUUAAUAAAAAAAAGCAUAAAUAUA